AUGCAUGCGAAUCCUGCCGCCGCCGCUGCAGCUGCCGCCGCUGCCGCUGCUACGAGCGCAGUGGCCGGCCACAAUCAGGCCUGCCCGCAUCGCCAGCGCACACAAUCCAGCUCGAGUACGACCGUCAACCACGGCAACGGCAACCCCCGCUCUCGGACUCAUUCCUCCAGCUCGAAUGCCCCAACCUCGAACAAUCGUUUCAAAACAGAGCUCUGUCGCUCGUGGAGCAACACGGGUGCCUGCCGCUAUGGCGACAAAUGUCAAUUUGCUCACGGCGAAGCCGAGCUCCGGCCCCUGCAACGUCACCCCAAGUACAAGACGGAGCUUUGUCGGACGUUCCACACUCAGGGCGUCUGCCCGUAUGGCCCGCGGUGCCACUUUGUGCAUGAGACAGAAGAAGUCAAGCAACGCAAGCAUCACCCCCGUACCCAGUCGGAACCGACCAAUGACCUCGGCUUUCCCACGGCGACCGGCCCAGGGGGCCCACGUCGCCGCCCUGCUUCGGAAGCCAUGAGUGCACCUCGCGGUGUCUCGGACGGUGACGACUUUGAGGCCCGUCUCUCUGCCCUCACUCUUCGGACGCUACUGGAUGAGGACGAGGGUCAGAGCCCCGCCAUGGAAGCCCGCCACUCCGCGGCCAGUGACUCCUCGGCCGGGUCGGCCUAUCACCACGGUGGACAAACCCCGCCCCGCUUUGUUCAUCUUCACCAGGCGGGCCCCAUGCAUGCCUCCGCCGAGAUGUAUGCCACCAUGUUCUCGGGCAAGCAUGGCCAGCAUCCUCCGACCACGAUGAAUCAACAGCGCCACGUUGCAGCGUCCACUUUGGUUCAGCCCCAAGAAGUCGAUGAUGUGUUCAUCACCACCCCUUCCUCGCCGUCCUCUUCCAUUUCGCCCCCCAUUCCAGACCGUCAGCAGUCGGUGGUCUGGCAUCCGCACUCUCAGCCUCAGCAGACUCGCUCUGAUGGUGCUGCCUUUGUGGGCUGGGGCCAGCCGUCCGAUAAGCCGGGCAAGCCAACUGGCACGCGCUCCAACUCGCAUUCCCCGCCGCUGGCACCGGGUGCCGAGCGUGGUGGUGCUGGCCCUUCGAAUGUUGGACACCUGGCCCCGGGCGGUUUCCAUCGCUUUGCCUCCAACUCAGCCAGCCGCCUGCCUGUAUUUAGCCAGCUGACGUCUUAA
Molecule: messenger RNA, 1176 nt
Organism: Monosiga brevicollis MX1
Lineage: Eukaryota; Choanoflagellata; Craspedida; Salpingoecidae
Exons: 5
Coding region: 1-1176 (391 amino acids)
Molecular function (GO): metal ion binding; mRNA binding
Source: RefSeq, a predicted model, not a curated record